Molecule: messenger RNA, 1567 nt
Organism: Zingiber officinale
Lineage: Eukaryota; Viridiplantae; Streptophyta; Magnoliopsida; Zingiberales; Zingiberaceae
Exons: 7
Coding region: 275-1210 (311 amino acids)
Source: RefSeq, a predicted model, not a curated record
CAAGGAGGCAACGGCGUGAUCUAAGAGAUACGCGGGAUGGGAAAUGAACCUCGGGGAUUGGAGGGCAUUAAUGGCGCUUGAAAUCUUUCCAAUUUUUUAUUCUGGAUAAGUAGGUUGAGCGAGCGUGACGGAUGGUGACUUCACCGUUUCGUCACUUUCUUAUUAGGGCGCUGGAGAAUUGGGAAAUCGGAGGAUGUGAAGAUUUUAUAUAUAUAGACAAAGGGGCAGCCAAUCCUUAUGCAUAAGCGGAGGCGACGAGUAGAGGAAGGGAAGGAUGAGGAUGGAUUCUGGUUUGCUGAAGACCUCCAAUCUGCAGUCUUUCCUUGCUCAUAUCACGCCUUCAGUGCCUACUUACCCUCUUAAAAAGGAUCUGAGUAGCAUUUGCCAACCAACUGAGAAGGAGAACAUGGAGCAUUUCACACUAGCAGACCUCUGGAACCAGUAUGAAGAGUGGAGUGUAUAUGGUGUUGGGGUUCCUAUCAUCCUUCCCGAUGAUGAAACGACAGAUCAAUACUAUGUUCCAUACCUAUCUGCUAUUCAAUUAUAUACCAGAAAAUCACUUGCUUUUUCGAGGAUUUUCCCACAAGACAACCAGUGUGAAUGUUCUAGUGAUGACAACGAGAGUGACACAAUGUCUAAGUCAUCAGAUGCUUCCUCAGAUGGUUCAGUUAUUACCCAUGAAAACUUAUUUCCAAGAAAAAACACCUUUGGGCAGAUGUAUGCCCAGUAUAUAGAGUAUGGUUCUCCCUAUAGAAGGCCACCCCUUGUGGACAAGGUAAAAGAGUUGGCUCGGCGAUUUCCUGGUUUGUUGUCAUUGAAGAGCGAAGAAUUGUCACCUGCUAGCUGGUUUUCUGUUGCCUGGUACCCUAUCUAUCACAUUCCAGCAUGUGCAAAUGUUGAGGAUUUGUCUGCUUGCUUUCUUACUUAUCAUACCAUAUCAACAUUGUCUGAAGAUAGCAUUGAGUCUGAUGAUGAAAAAGAUCUCUAUUCUGUAAUUGGGAGGAUCAACAAGCCGGUGAAAAAGAACGGGAGAAAUGCCAUUGCUCUUUCGCCAUUUGGUCUCUCUACCUACAAAAUGCAGGAGGACUUGUGGAAGGACCCAAAAUCUUUCGACAAUGAAACCCUGAACGCACUUUACAAUGAAGCAUAUUACUGGUUGACGCAACUCGGGGUCGAACACCAUGACUUCAAAUUCUUCGCUACUCACUGACUGUAAACCCUUCGGAACAUGUCCUUUCUCAUGCCACUAUAAUAUAUCAUUAACCUUCUGGUGAGACGAGAAAUAUGUUAACACCAAUAAAUCCAGUCUACGAGAGAGUCGAAUUGAGUGUGGUGAAAGAACCAGCAAGUUCUAUUUUGGUAACUACACUUCAGCCAUGAGCUGAUAGCAAUGGAUCUUCAGAGUAGGCUUGAACUAUACAUUUUCUUUUGCCUUUUUUGCUUGGGAAUUGACAGCAACUGGAUCUUCAGUGUAGCAUCGAACUAUAUAUCGUCCAAUUACUUUGCCACGGACAGCUUAACAAUUAGUUUUGCCUUUGCGCUAAAGAUUUUCAGCUGUUUGAUUUCA